AUGGCGAAUCUAGAAAAACACUCAUACUUCUGGGUGUUCUGUCUUUUUUCUGUGAAGCCCCAAAAACCUCUGAUGGUGAUGGAGUACUGGUCUGGCUGGUUUGACACUUGGGGAGAGCACCAUCAUGUCUUCCACGCAGAAGAUAUGCUCGCUGUGGUGGCUGAAAUCUUGGAGAGGGGCGUUUCCAUCAACCUCUACAUGUUUCAUGGAGGGACUAACUUUGGCUUCGUGAAUGGAGCCAUGGACUUUGGGACCUACAAACCUCAGGUCACAAGUUACGAUUAUGAUGCUCCGCUCUCUGAGGCUGGAGACUGCACCAUCAAAUAUCACCUUCUGAGGAAUCUGUUCAGCCAGUAUCACUCUGAGCCUCUUCCUGAAGUCCCCCUGCCUCAGGAGAGGGUGGCUUACCAGACUGUUUUAACACAGCAGCACAUCUCCCUGUGGGACAGCCUCCAGUUCACAGACAAGCCGUACCAGUCAGAGAGGCCUGUAAACAUGGAGAAUCUGCCAGUCAACGACAACAACGGUCAGUCCAGUGGUUACACUCUGUAUGAAACCACCAUCAGCAGAGGAGGAACGCUGAGCUCCCAGAACAACAUCAGGGACAGAGCGCUGGUGUUCGUGGAUGGACAGUUUGUUGGAUGUUUGGACUACAAGUGCCAUGAGGUCACGCUCCCUGAAGCUGAGGCCCACAGGACUCUGGCUUUGCUUGUGGAGAACUGUGGACGAGUGAAUUAUGGAAAAGCUCUGGAUAACCAGCGCAAAGGAAUUGUAGGGGACAUUGUGCUGAAUCACACCCCGCUGAGAGGAUUCACCACAUUCUGUUUAGACUUGAAGCCAAGCUUCAUAAAAAGAUUAUCAAACUCAUGUCAGUGGAAAACUGACUCGCAGUCACCGUCUGUCCCAGGAUUUCUCCAGGCCAGACUCUGUGUGGAUGGUCCACCCAAAGACACUUUCAUCAAACUCCCUGGUUGGGGUAAAGGAGUUGUGUUUGUCAACGAGCAGAACCUUGGUCGGUACUGGAUCAUUGGCCCGCAGCAUUUCCUUUAUCUCCCUGGCCCUUGGCUCCGACGUGGAGAGAAUCAGAUUACUGUCUUCGAGGAGCAAAAAACUGAUGGAAAAAUAGUGUUUUCAGAAAAUCCUGAUCAUGGAAAGACUAUUGAUGUGUACAAAAUGCCUUUUUGCACACUGCUGUAA
Nematolebias whitei (Rio pearlfish) is the source of this 1197-nucleotide messenger RNA. Its product is annotated as beta-galactosidase-1-like protein 2. The transcript has 12 exons. The coding region runs from base 1 to 1197 and encodes 398 amino acids. Lineage: Eukaryota; Metazoa; Chordata; Actinopteri; Cyprinodontiformes; Rivulidae. The record is from RefSeq and is a predicted model, not a curated record. Gene Ontology annotation, cellular component: vacuole. Gene Ontology annotation, molecular function: beta-galactosidase activity. Gene Ontology annotation, biological process: carbohydrate metabolic process.